AUAUAGCUAACAUUGUAAAUAAGAGUAAAAUAAUUAUGUAAAAUCAUUUGCUAAUCAUAGAAUUUCUUAUCCGCGCUUGUUUAAGUUUGCCGUACUGCUCUUUGUCAGGAAAUUCUAGUCGUUAUCUUAUCUUGUUUAAUGAACUGGAAUUUAUGAACAUUUAUGAACUGAAAAAUUUAAAGGUGUUCCUAAAUCUAUUAUCUGUUGCCUUUCAACACGACAAUAACGAAAUUCUUUAAUAUUGCAGUAAAAUUUGUAUAGUUUAUAAAAAUGAUAUUAAAAUGUGUUAUACUGAUCGGAGGUCCAUCAAAAGGAACCAGGUUCAGACCUCUUUCUUUGGAUAUACCAAAACCAUUAUUUCCAAUUGCUGGAUUACCAAUGAUCCAGCACCAUAUAGAAGCAUGUUCAAAGGUGAAAAAUCUUAGUGAAAUAUUAAUAAUUGGAUCAUACCUUGCAAGUGAUUUAUCUCAAUUCAUCGAAGAAAUGGGAAGCACUUAUAAUAUAAUCAUUAGGUACCUUCAAGAAUUUACACCUUUGGGAACUGCAGGAGGCUUGUAUCAUUUUCGUGACCAAAUACGCUCUGGUGGUCCUACAUACUUCUUUAUAAUGAAUGGUGAUGUCUGUGCUGAUUUUGCUUUGCAAGAAAUAGUUGAAUUUCAUACAGAGAAACAAGCAUUGCUAACUAUCAUGGCUACAGAAGCAACAAGACAGCAAUCUUUAAAUUAUGGUUGUAUGGUCCUUGAUAAAGAAGGAGCAGUUGCUCACUAUGUAGAGAAACCAUCAACAUUUGUUUCAACUUUAAUAAACUGUGGAAUCUAUCUUGCUUCAUUAGAUAUUUUUCAAACAAUGGCUGAUGUUUUUUAUGCAGGACAACAGCAAGAGAAUCUUACACAGUUCAAUGGUAAUGGUAAAGAUCCAGCUCAUAUAUCUCUGGAACAUGAUAUAUUAACGCGUUUAGCUGGAACUGGUCGUUUAUUUGCUUUACCUGUUAUGAGAUGGUGGUCACAAGUUAAAACAGCAGGAUCAGCCAUAUAUGCAAAUCGACAUUAUUUGGCUCUUUACAAAGCAAAGCAUCCAAACCGCCUUGCUCCUGUGGUUGAUGGCUCCUAUCAGAUUAUUGGUGAUGUUUAUAUUCAUCCUUCAGCAACUGUACAUUCAACAGCAGUGUUGGGUCCAAAUGUGAGCAUAGGUCCGAAUGCUGUCAUUGCUCGUGGUGUUAGAAUAAGAGAGUCAAUUAUAUUAGCUAAUGCGCUCAUACAAGCACAUUCUAUUGUUUUACAUAGUAUAGUUGGGAAGAGCAGCUAUGUAGGAGAAUGGGCACGUAUAGAAGGAACACCUUGUGAUCCAAAUCCUGAUAAGCCAUUUACAAAAAUGGAAAACUUACCUCUAUUUAAUAUUAAUGGAAAGCUCAACCCUUCUAUAACAAUUCUCGGUACUAGUGUACGUUUAGCAGCUGAAAAAAUUAUACUAAAUUCUAUUGUCCUACCGCAUAAAGAACUAACAAGAAAUUUUAAAAAUGAAAUUAUUCUUUAAGGUUGUAUUUGAAUUUAAUUAAGGUAUUUGCAGUAUGAUACUUUAAUUACAAGUUAUACAUGUUGUUUCUUGUUAAUUUUUAUUGUAUAUAUUAAAAAAUAUUACGUGGCGAAAUAUUUAUAAUAGCACAAAAAUCAGUAUUUUUUAUUAAGAAACUGAUAUUGCACAACAGAUACAUUUAUAAAGUAUUUAUACAGAUGUAAAUGUUUUAUAACGACUUUGUUGUACAUAAUUGCUGAUUUGUAUAUUUUUC
Molecule: messenger RNA, 1786 nt
Organism: Megachile rotundata (alfalfa leafcutting bee)
Lineage: Eukaryota; Metazoa; Arthropoda; Insecta; Hymenoptera; Megachilidae
Gene: Gmppa
Product: GDP-mannose pyrophosphorylase A
Biological process (GO): biosynthetic process
Source: RefSeq, a predicted model, not a curated record